AUGAGCGGUCGCAAAUAUGAUGACGUCGAGGAAGAAGACCGGGGCCCUUUGAGCGACUUCGACUUUGAUUCCGAGGAGGAAUCUGCUGCGGUUGAUCCCGGGCUCGGCAUCCGAGACGAGAGCGGGCAGGAUGGGACUCGGCUGGUGGCACCCCGUACCGGCACCCUAGCUAUUAACACCAACGUAGCAGUUGCUGAUUACCAAGAACGCAGUCGGAGGCCGAGCGACUCUAAGAAAGUGGUGGCUUGGAGGGACUUACCCAAGAAGAAGCAGUUGGUAGUCAUUACACUAGCCCGGCUCAGCGAGCCAUUGGUCCAGACGUCUCUGCAGUCAUACAUGUUCUACCAGUUACGAUGGUUUGACCCAAGUCUGCCGGACUCUACCAUCUCGAGCCAGGCCGGUAUUCUGCAUGCGAGCUUCACCGCCGCGCAGUUCUUCACUGCCAUGAUGUGGGGCCGGGUUGCCGAUUCUACUUGGGCCGGCCGAAAGACGGUUAUCAUGAUAGGAUUGUUUGGAACUCUUAUUUCAUGUCUUGGGUAUGGGUUCUCGACGUCAUUUUCCCAAGCUCUGUUAUUUAGAGCUCUAGGUGGUGCGACUAAUGGCAACGUUGGUGUGAUGAGGACCAUGAUUAGCGAGAUUGUCCGCGAAAAGAAAUAUCAGUCCCGGGCAUUCCUAAUAUUGCCCAUGACGUUUAAUAUCGGCGUCAUCAUUGGCCCAGUCAUUGGUGGCGUCCUAUCUGACCCGGCAGGCUCAUACCCUGAUACCUUUGGCAACAUAGAGUUUCUCCAGAAAUUUCCCUAUGCCAUGCCAAAUAUUGUUAGCACAGGGUUUCUAUUCGUUGCUUUGCUAAUGUGCUGGAUGUUUUUGGAAGAGACUUCCCUUCCGUCGCAUAUUCACCUCAACGUAUCCUUUACAUUUAUUGCCCACUUCUUCCUGGCUUUUCAUGUCGGUACCUUUAACUCGCUCUGGUUCAUUUUCCUCUCGACCCCUGUUUACAAUCCGAAAAACCCAGACCCGCCGGAUUUUAAGCCACAGCUGCCUUUCAGGUUCACGGGUGGACUUGGUUUACCCCCUAGUUCCGUCGGUAUGGCCAUGGCGAUCCUAGGUGUGAUUGGUAUUACGAUGCAGCUAUUUCUAUACCCUCGUCUAUCAUCGCGACUGGGUACCGUCCGCUCAUGGCGUAUGUGUUUAUUUCUCUUCCCUAUCGCAUACACUCUAAUCCCGUUUCUAUCAAUUGUGCCGUCGAGUACGUCGCCUCCGAGUCAGAAGACGGGUGCUUGGAUAUGGGCUGCUAUUGCCGGUGUGCUAUUUAUCCAGGUUACGGGGCGCACGUUUGCACUCCCCGCCCAGACGAUUUUAGUCAACAACUGCACGCCGCACCCUAGCGUGUUAGGUACUGUCCAUGGUCUUGGCCAAAGUGUCAGCAGUUUCGCUCGAACGAUUGGCCCCGUCAUGUGCGGAUGGCUCUAUGGUCUUGGCUUGAGUCACGGUGUAGUCGGCGGGGUGUUUUGGGGUCUUGCCGGCGUGGCUCUGUGUGGUUUAGUUGCGAGUUUCUGGGUUAGAGAAGGAAACGGACAUGAGAUAUGGUUAGAAGGGGACGAAGACGAAGACGAAGGGCGUACAUGA
Messenger RNA from Daldinia childiae, 1626 nucleotides. RefSeq lists its product as uncharacterized. Gene Ontology annotation, molecular function: transmembrane transporter activity. Lineage: Eukaryota; Fungi; Ascomycota; Sordariomycetes; Xylariales; Hypoxylaceae. Bases 1 to 1626 code for a protein of 541 amino acids. The record is from RefSeq and is a predicted model, not a curated record. The transcript has 6 exons. Gene Ontology annotation, biological process: transmembrane transport.